Fukomys damarensis (Damara mole-rat) is the source of this 669-nucleotide messenger RNA. Its product is annotated as keratin-associated protein 10-9-like. The record is from RefSeq and is a predicted model, not a curated record. The transcript is spliced from 2 exons. The coding region runs from base 1 to 669 and encodes 222 amino acids. Gene Ontology annotation, cellular component: keratin filament. Lineage: Eukaryota; Metazoa; Chordata; Mammalia; Rodentia; Bathyergidae.
AUGGCCGCCUCCUGCUGCGAGCCCCCCUGCUGCGCCCCCAGCUGCUGCCAGCCCAGCUGCUGCGCCCCGGCCCCCUGCCUGAGCCUCAUCUGCACCCCAGUGAGCUGUGAGUCCAGCCCGAGCUGCCAGCCGGCUUGCUGCUCCUCCUCCUGCCAGCCGUCCUGCUGUGAGUCUGCCUCCUCCUCCUGCUGCCAGCAGUCUGACUGCCAGUCUGCUUGCUGCUCCUCCCCCUGCCAGCCGUCCUGCUGUGAGCCUGUCUGUUGCACACCUAUCUGUUGCAAGCCUGUGUGCUGCACACCUGUCUGUUGCAAGCCUGUGUGCUGCACACCUGUCUGCUGCACCCCCAUCUGUUCCCAGGCCUCUUCCUCCUCCUGCUGCCAGCAGUCUGACUGCCAGCCGGCUUGCUGCUCCUGUUCCCCCUGCCAGCCAUCCUGCUGUGUGUCCAUAUGCUGCAAGCCCAACUGUUGCAUGCCCUCCUCCUCCUCCAUGUCCCUGCUCUGCCGCCCGGUGUGCAGACCCACCUGCUGUGUACCCGCCUCCCCCUGCUGCUCCUCCUCCUGCCAGCCCAGCUGUUGCAAGCCCUCCUCUUCCGUGUCCCUGUUAUGCAGCCCUGCCUGCCCCCGCCCAGCCUGCUGUGGGCUCUCCCUGGGCCAGAAGUCCUGCUGCUGA